Echinococcus granulosus is the source of this 1533-nucleotide messenger RNA. RefSeq names its product Alpha-(1,6)-fucosyltransferase. Gene Ontology annotation, molecular function: alpha-(1->6)-fucosyltransferase activity. The record is from RefSeq and is a predicted model, not a curated record. Bases 1 to 1533 code for a protein of 510 amino acids. The transcript is spliced from 7 exons. Gene Ontology annotation, biological process: protein N-linked glycosylation. NCBI's taxonomy places the organism in Eukaryota, Metazoa, Platyhelminthes, Cestoda, Cyclophyllidea, Taeniidae.
AUGACGAAACACAUGGGAACCACAUCGUUGCUCGGUCCCAGCCAUCACAUUCUCCAGCGUCGGGCAAUCCGACUGACGCGUGAGUCGCGCUACCUGGUCCAGUCACAACUUCGCCAGUGGCGUGAGAAGACGCCUCCUGUGGGUGAGCUCGCCAAGCAGAUCGAUGAACUUCUGUCGGUUUUCUCUGAUCUGACUGAUUUGUUGGAGGUAAAUGUGGAGGGCCUGGCACGCGUCGAAGGUGCUGCUAAUGCUCAACGAAUUGCUCUCCAACGUCUCUCCAACGUCUUCAAUGCCGAACUGCAGAAGCUGCAAAAUCCGGAAGAUUGUAACAAAGUGAAGCACUUGGUCGUUGACAUCAAUAAAGCAUGUGGAUUUGGUUGCCAAUUACACCACGCAGCGCACUGCUUUCGGCUCGCCAUAGCAUCUGGUCGUGUUCUACAUUUAAUCAACAGCACAUAUUCUUACUCUAAGAGUGGUUUCUCUUCAGUUUUUAAACCUCCCACCUCCUGUCCUCUCCCUGAAACUGUUGCCAAAGCGCACACAAUUACGUGGGGGUCGCCCGGUUAUGAGGACGCAGCCUACGUCUACUGUCCCAUCGUGGAACAGCUGCACGAGAUUCCGAAAUAUGCCCACCCGGCGGUUCCCACAUCAAUCGCUGAUACACUGGCCCAUCUUCACGGAGCCCCAUCCAUAUGGGUCUCCGGUCAUCUUCUGGCCUACCUCAUGCGUCUUCGGACCGGGGAGAUUUCUGCGUCUGUUGAAAGGCUCAUUCGAAGCAUAAGAGGCACACCCGACUCCACCCCUAUCGUUGGGGUCCACAUUAGACGCACAGAUAAGAUCAAAACGGAGGCGGCCUUUCAUAAGCUGGAGGAGUACAUGUACUAUGCGGAUCAAUACUUUGAUAAGCUCGAUGCAGAGCGUCUGAUGAGAGCCAGAACGGAGGAAUGGUACGGCGAUGACACCUCCCCGCUGCCCUCGCAUAUCACAAGACGUAUCUUCAUUGCAACUGACGACGCCGAGGUGUUUGCCGAAGCUCGACGUCUGUACUCCUCUGUGUUGUCUUCAAACGGCUCGCCCCGCUAUGAAUUUAUAGGAGACGUUCAGCGCGCCCAAUCCGCAUCACUAUCUACUCGAUACACCCACAACUCUCUCCUUGCUGUCACUGCAGAUGUUUUUGCACUCUCCUACACCGAUUACAUCGUCUGUACAUUCUCCUCUCAGAUCUGUCGGCUCGCCUACGAGUUAAUGCAGACACAUCCCACCCGACUCGGCGAUGCGUCGAUGCGCGCUCAAUCUCUGGAUGAUACCUACUACUAUGGCGGCCAGCAGCCUUGGAGCCAGGUAAUCAUUGUCGACGACAUAGAAACUGGCAUGGAGGCCGGCGACACGCUGGCUUACCUGGGGAAUCACUGGAACGGCUAUGCCAAGGUAAAUCUCCCAAAAAACAAGGGAGAAGCCAUACGACCCGCCUACAAGUUUGAAAGUCGUUUAAUGGAAAUAGACUUCCCUGGAUUUAAUGCCUCAUUCCCUUAA